AUGAUUUCUGAGUCAUUCUAUGAAGAGCCAAAACUCUGCAUAAUCGGUGCCGGUUUCGCUGGUCUUCGUGCCGCCCGUCACUUCGAGCAACUCGGUGUCGACUACCUCCUUCUCGAGGGCUCGGAUCGUGUGGGUGGUCGAGUGUAUCCAUUUGAAUACCAGAAUGGAUUCCUUCACUUUGGAGCUGAAUAUGUGAACGGUUUCGAUAAUGAAAUUUAUGGAAUUGUUGAGAAACUCGAUUUGCUGGAUAAGUUUGAGCCAAGGACUGCGGAUUUGUGGAUGCUGGAUGACGGUACGGUUACAGUAGUCGAUGGAAAACAAGUUGAUAGAGAAACUCUAAAAACCUUCCAUGAGUUCGUCAAAUCUCUCAACGAGACACUCUACCUGGAAUCUCAGAAAUCAGAAGCAUUCCUGAAGAGUGUCGAUUCGAAAAUUGAUGAAAACCUAGACAAUUCCUCAAUCCCAGAUCGUGAUUUAUUUCGGAAGCUAUGUGGAAUUUAUAAAAACUAUUUUCAAACCGAGUGGUCUAGCCCGGUUCAAGAGCUAUCACUCUCUAACCUAUCUCUCUGGGACGAUGGAACUGACGAUGAGGAUUCUGCAGUGCUCAACGAAUAUGGUUUCCAAAAGAUUCUAGAAGAAUUCAAGUCGAAAAUUCCAAAAGAUAAAAUCCGCCUCAAUUCCAAAGUCAUAAAUAUCAACUCGGAGAAUCCCGACGUCAAAAUCUGUCUAGAAUCCGGAGAGAUUCUCAACUUUGACGCAGUCAUUGUCACCAGCUCAUUGGGAUUUUUAAAGGCCCAUCAUAGAUCUCUCUUCACUCCUCAAUUACCACGUGACAAGCAAGAAGUUAUCGAGAAAAUGGGCUUCGGGAAUAAUUUGAAGGUUUUCAUGGAGUACGAGACACCAUGGUGGUCACAAGACACCUCAACGAUAAUGAUUACAUCUGAAGGUCAAAUGAAUGAUUUCAUGGUUUUUCAGCCGAGUAAUUGGGCUGAAAAUAUCUUAACCUGCUGGAUCGCCGGCAGUGGUCCUUCUCUAGUCGCACAACUGUCCGAUUCGGAGCUAAAGAACCUUCUAGACGCUCAUCUGAAACAUAAUCUCAAGUCAUUCCACGUGGAAUCAUCCGUGAGAAUCUACCGAAAGAAUUGGAUAAGCGAUGAGUAUGCGCUAGGCAGCUAUUCGUAUCUUACACCAGGACAGCACGGGACCGAAGAUAUUCAAACACUUGGUGAACCGGUAAUAGGAGAAGAAGGGAGGCCACUCGUUUGUUUCGCUGGCGAGCACACCGACCCGACGAUGUAUCAAACGACAGUUGGAGCGGCGAGAAGUGGGAUGAGGGAAGCAGUGAGAAUAAUGAAGGCAUAUUUUCCUUGCGAAUAA
Caenorhabditis remanei is the source of this 1377-nucleotide messenger RNA. RefSeq lists its product as uncharacterized. Gene Ontology annotation, molecular function: polyamine oxidase activity. The record is from RefSeq and is a predicted model, not a curated record. Bases 1 to 1377 code for a protein of 458 amino acids. Lineage: Eukaryota; Metazoa; Nematoda; Chromadorea; Rhabditida; Rhabditidae. The transcript has 6 exons.